Molecule: messenger RNA, 7661 nt
Organism: Camponotus floridanus (Florida carpenter ant)
Lineage: Eukaryota; Metazoa; Arthropoda; Insecta; Hymenoptera; Formicidae
Gene: Crag
Product: DENN domain-containing protein 4C
Exons: 18
Coding region: 1360-6081 (1573 amino acids)
Biological process (GO): regulation of Rab protein signal transduction
Cellular component (GO): cytoplasmic vesicle
Molecular function (GO): protein binding
Source: RefSeq, a predicted model, not a curated record
CGAUAGAAAAAAGGGUCGAGAGACAAAGACAGGUAGAGAAAAAAACAGAGUGUGACGCAUUUGGCGACGCGUGUCUAGUCGUUUAUUGUCACGAGUCAUCAUCGGUGAUAUAUCGCGACGCGUCCGAAACGCUUUACAGGUUCAGACGGACGCGUAAUAAUUAUAUCGCUCGCGGUCGCGGAAUUGUUCGGGAGUCGCGUCGGCCAUUUUGCCAGCCGUGAAGAAACUAUGGCCAUCUGACAGUACACGCCAAUUCCUCCGACAACGCGUUUCGCACGGCAAAACAACAACGCAGUUGACCCAGGAACUCGUGUUUACGUCGCGAGCGGGACGCGCGAGACAGCGAUCCACAUCGACGCCCCGGCUCGUUCCAUCCCGGGAACGCUAGUCAUGCCAGUCGCGCGACAACGUUACCCCGGGAAUGCGCUUGUGUAAUAAUCGUCGCGUGUGACGUCUAACCUAUACGAUUUCGUUUUUCUAGAGGAACACGAGAGCGAAAGAUCACGGGUGGAAUCGAGUCGCCGCCUCCCUUUCGUUUCGGGAAAAAUGCGAUCGCCACGAAGGUCGACAUCGACAGGCGUCGACGGAAAGUGAAAUUGCCGAAAUUCGAAGCUCUUAUUACGAGGAUCUUAUUGUAUGUAUACACCGCGAGCUCUCUCUAUUUACAAAUCAAACUCGCUCGCAGCGCAUAAAGGUCAGCGAUGUGCGAAGCAACGCGAAUAAUCACGUCCGCUCUAAGCGAAAUUGAACGAUAAACGAGGCGAUUUGUAUGAAAGGGUGAGGAAUUGAUCGCCUCUUUACACGGUAGGAUAACUGACUGAAUUUGCGUUGCCUCAGGAGAUUUUGAUCCAUAGAAAAUUCAGAAAAUCUUUGCUUAUUCCACGCGCUCCGAUCAAGUUUUAUUCGUAUAUUUAAGCAAUAUAUAACAGCGAGGCCGAAAGAAUACUCCACUCCAUCGCAACGGGGACACGUACCAAUGGAUAGCUGAAAUAUUUUUAUAAGACUAUAAGCUCAUAAGAGAGAGAGAGAGAGAGUGCGCAGUACAGAUUACAAUGUUUCAUAUGUAAUAAUUAUGUUUAAGGCGUUACGUAGUUAAUUAUCCAGAUUGUUGCGGCAUAGAAAGGAGAGUACUUUUUAUAACGUGCCAGUCAAUCUUGCGCGAGAGAUUGUACGCUACAUAUUGAGUGCCACAUAUACGAGAGUGGUUCGAGAACAAUCAAUUUAGUGCCAUGUACAGGAGUAUUUGUAUUCGCUGAAAUUAAUAUAUUUGCUAUAUAUCUGCAACAUGAGAUGUACAGAGGAUAAAGCCUGACCCAAAGACUGUUGCGUGUUCCGAUAAUAGUCUGCAGAGCGGAAAAUAUGGAUGAGAGAAGAGUAGCGGAUUAUUUUGUUAUCGCUGGUUUACCCGGUCAAGACAAUGAGUUUAACAAAGAUAAUAAUGACACUAACGAUAAGCUAGAGGAUUGGUGCCAGGAAGGCACUCACCUAAAAGACAUGCAUAUGCCACCUCCUAUCACAGAUCUUGCCGUAAUAUUUCCCGCUCUGGGAGAAUAUUGUCCCGAGGGGUAUACGCUGUUAGAACAAACUGUAUCAGGUUUCCCGGCAGAUUUGAAUCAUGGAAGCUUACGAACAAACGAGUGUUACUUGUGCUACAGAAGAGGACGAGACAAACCUCCCCUGGUUGAUAUUGGUGUAAUAUACGAUGGAAAAGAACGUAUAAUGCAAGAUGCUGAAAUGGUAUUAGAGACUCCUAAAGGCUACGUGGCAAACGUAAAUAAUUCUACUUCAAAAAUUUUUGUAACAUACAGACGAGCGAGUCGAAAGAUGCCUUGCAAUUCUCUUGUCGUUACGGACAUAUGCGUUAUCUUGGCGAAUAAAGGAGAGAGUCCUCCGCAUGCGUUCUGUGUCAUCAAUAAGAAUUUGAACAAAGGAAUGCUAGGCAGCGAUGUAUUUUUGUGCUACAAAAAGUCCAUGAAUCGCGCUAAUUUGAUAUCAUUUAAGCCAGCAAUACUCUAUAAAUAUCCUACAGCUGAUUACAACAGUUUUGUCUUUCCAAAUUCUGUCGCCAUGUUUUGUCUACCGAUGGGUGCGACUAUAGAAUGUUGGCCUAAAGUAGCAUGUAAACCUAAACCAGUAUUCUCGACAUUUGUCUUAACAGGCGAUGCUGCUCAAAAAAUGUAUGGUUCAGCGAUAACGUUUUACGAAGAACUCCAACUGGAAUCGGACAUUCCAAACUGUAAAAAUAAUCAAGAAAUCAUGGAUACAGUCGAGAAUAAUAAAAAUAAUGCGGAUAAUAUAGAAAUGAUAACCAAAAAUAAGUCGCAAAUGAAAAUAAAAUUGUUCAAAAGAUCUGGUAUACUUAAGAAACUCAGUAUAUUGCAAUUGGAAAAGUUGCAAUACACGGAUCCCGCGAGUCAAUCACUGAAUAUUAGUAAAUCUAUAUGUAUAUUGUCUCAUUGGCCAUUUUUUGACACGUUCGAAAAGUUUCUAGUUUUCCUACAUGGCAUGGUAAACGGUGAGCCGCAAAGUGUCCCGAUUGAAAAGUACAUUUCAUAUUUUUUGUGCGACAUACCAUUCCCGAGUCCGCAGCGACCGAGAAUCUUGGUACAGCUCAGUAGCCGAAACAGAUUGAUUUUGACGCAACCGGAGGAUUCGGCUCUACCUAGAUCAGGUGCAAGUUUCAAGCAAUUACUGAUAAACUUGGGACCUGACAAUUGUUUACUGAUACUAUUAUUAAUAUUAACCGAGCAAAAGAUACUUGUUCACUCCUUACGUCCAGAUGUACUUACUUCAGUGAGCGAAGCUAUUGCUAUGAUUCUAUUUCCUUUCAAAUGGCAAUGUCCGUAUAUACCGCUAUGUCCUCUAGGAUUAGCAGAGGUAUUACAUGCACCAUUACCAUUUCUGAUUGGAGUAGAUUCGAGAUUCUUUGAUUUAUAUGAUCCUCCUUCUGAUGUCAACUGUGUAAACUUGGAUACUAAUAAUAUAGCAAUAUGCGAAGAUAAAAAGUAUUUAAAUAUAAAAUUAUUACCUAAAAAAGCAGCUAGACAACUCAGAAAUUGGUUGGAGAUUUUGUCUUCGAAAAUAAUCUCGUGGGGAAAAACUAACUCUUCUCAAAAAGAUAGAGGAGAUGAAGAUUUCAGCGUGGACAGAGAGUUUCAACAAAAACGGAAAGAGCAAGCUUUAGAACUCGAAAUACAAGAUGCUUUCUUAAGAUUUAUGGCGACAAUUCUCAAAGGAUAUCGAAGUUAUUUGGUACCAAUUACAAAAGCACCUACUGUAGGAACAACAGAUUCGACAAGUUUAUUUAAUUUCCAAGCAUUUUUGAGAACUCGCGAUAAAGCCCACGCUAAAUUCUACUCUAUGCUUGUCAAAACGCAAAUAUUUGCCAGAUUUAUAGAAGAAAGAAGUUUUGUAUCAGAUAUGGAUAUGGCAGGGUUAGCAUUUUUUGAUGAAUGUACAGAACGAAUUGAAGAAGAAAAUGUAAUUCUUCUGGAGCUCGAUGAAUCUCAACAUAGUGAACGUACAGUAUUUAUACCUCCACCUGAAGCAGGAACAAAUCAAACACCAAUAACAUAUAAAUUGUUCAAAUUAAAUCCGGAUCUAAUGAGGCCUCAGAAGAAUUUUUGUUUGAAAAAUCCAUCUUUAAGUGCCUUUGGAAUGGUACCUGGGAGUCCUAUGGCUCGUAGAACAAAGCAUGAAAUCAAAGUUGCUCAAAGGAUGGCUAGAAAACAAGCCGCGAUGCCCGACAGAUGGGGUAGAUGUCUGCUCGGUACAUGUUAUAGUCUUUGGUUCUUACAUUUACCGGCCAUGCUGCAAGUCUCUAAUCAACCCGCUGCAAUUUUGCAUCAGGCUUAUGAAUUAUUAGUCAAAAUGCAAAAGUUACGUCUCGAUCCUAUGGAAGAGGUAUGUUAUAGAGCUAUGAUGCAACUUUGUGGCGUAUACGGUCAACCAGUUUUAGCUGUAAAGUUAUUAUUCCAUAUGAAACGCAGCGGCGUGCAACCUAACGCUUUAACAUACGGAUUUUACAAUAAGGCUGUUCUCGAAGCAACUUGGCCUUCUGAUAUGACAAACUCGAGUCAACUGAUGUGGAACAAGUUGCGAAAUGUUAUUGUUGGUGCAGCAUUAUUUAAAAAGGCUGGGAAGAAGAGCGCUAGAAGGCGAUUGAGUUCAAAUGCGGAUUUUUUAACCGCCGAUAAGACUGAAGGCAUGGAGCAUGCUCUUUCUCGGUCUAGUCUCGACAGUUCUCAUUCUCAAGAUACUGAAGCUGCACAUAGUGAUUCUACUAAAGGCAGUUCUGUAUCAGAUCUACAUGGAUUCGGAUCACUCGAACUGAAAGCUAAACUUCUCCGGCAAAAUAGUAUAGUGAAAGAUCAAACGACAUUGAGUAUGUUACAAUCGGACGAAUUGGAGCGGGCACCUAGUAAUCCAAGGCUAACGCGCAGUGUUGAAUCACCAUUAAAAAGUCCCGUGCGCACACCAGUUACGGAAAAUGACCCAUUGGGUGCUCUCAUUAAUGACGAAACACCGAUUGUGUCACCUUCCGAGGAGAAUGAUUCAAAUUGCUCAACAAGUACUUUAACUGUUUUAAAUAAUACGACUGAAGAGAGACCAGGAGGGCCGCUUUUAUUUAGAAGCAACAUUCUCCCACGUAGUGCAACUUUUCAUCAAGCGGUAGAUGAAAGUGGCAUGACAGUAGGUGGACAUUUACAGAGGAGCGAGACAAUGCCUCAUUCGGUGGCACAACAAGGGGAACAGGAGAGAGAAAAGGAGAGACUAGAAAUAAGCAGUCUUUGGUCUCAAAAUAAGGAUAGUGUAACAUCCAGCCUCUCUAGCUUAGGAUCUAGUCUUAAACUUAGUUUCGGCCCAUCAAGUUUGACAGGAAAGAAGUCGAACGAAAUAAUACUUGGCGGCCUGAAUAGCUUGAAAUCUGCUGCAACAACUGUUGUUAAAAAAUUUGACGAGAUAAAAGAAGCCAUUUCGGCAACGAGUACACCGGUAAAAAAUAAGGAACGUGAACAAAAAAUAGCUUACGGAAUAUCGCACGAGUCUUUAGAUUCUCUUACUGAUGGAUCUUUACAAGAUCGAAAUGAAACUUCCACGAGAGCACCAGGUGAUGGAAAUUUAGAUUUAUGCUCGUUAUAUGAACUCACAGAGUGUCUGUAUCCAAAAGGCACUAGAGAGUUGGAGGAACGUCUUGCCAUUGAGCUUGUGCUUUCCAGUGCAAGUAGAUGUCAUCAUUGCACCGCUAUCUUGUACGACGAAGAGAUAAUGGCUGGUUGGCAGCCGGAAGAUUCCAAUUUAAAUACAGUCUGUCAGUAUUGCGAUAAGGCUACCGUACCUCUUCUCACCGUUACGAUAUUAGAUUACAGAUGUGAAGCGAGCGAAAAAAACAACGACCCUUUAAUGGGAGCAUUGGUAGAAUUACUAGACCAACCGAAGGAAUCUUUGGAACCAAUAACAGUACCAUAUCUAAACCCAUUAGUUCUGAGAAAAGAAUUAGAGAGCGUAUUAAGUCAAGAGGGGGAUGCCUGUCUCACCAAGCAUGGGUUUAUUCAGGAACACCCGAUAGUAUAUUGGAAUUUGAUCUGGUAUUUCGAAAGGAUUAAUUUAACAAGUCAUCUACCUGAUCUCUGGUUGAAUAACGAUAAAAAUUCAGAACUUCAAAGAACUGCAGGAUUGGUGGGCGUCAGAACAAUGUGGGAUAAUGAACGAUUACAUAUGGAUCGUUUGCCUAUGUAUCUCCAAUGGAAAUUAAAUUCUACAGAGGAUAGGACAUUGAUGCAGGCAGUGAUAACAUAUGUUCGUUGCAACGAUUUAGCAGAACCUAUAAUAAGAGUGGCCUUAGAAAGAAGUAAACAUCAAAUAGGCGAUCAUCCAUUUUCCAUAUAUAGGGAUAUUCUGUUUUUGGCAUUUAUUGUAUUGGGCAGGACGAAUAUUGACCAAGGCGUCUUCGAUAGAGAAUACAGUUUGUCGCUAGAAAAAUUCUCCGAAAACGAGGAGAAAUUAUUGCAUAAAAUUGACGCUCCACCAACAAUGAUGUCAGUAUAUUGCAGGCAUUAUUUUAAACAAUUAAAUGUUUGAGAAACGUAAGCGGCCGUGAAUAAUUCUGAUGAAAACUUAUUCCCUUCGAAGCAUUGGAGAAAGAGGAUGCGAUAUUGCGCGAAUGAUAAAUGCUCGCAAGUACGAGCUCUAUAGGCUUUAUUUUCAAAACGGCGUACAUGCGGGGAAUAAAUUACAUUACACAAAGGAUGAUAUUCAAAGCAAUCGCAUAUUAAAAUGUGUUUCAUCGUGUAUCGAAAUGUCUGACAUAAUGCAUCAUUGAUGUCUCUUCAACACGUUGAACGUUCAUCUAACGCGAAAGAUGUUAAUGUUAUCAAUGACGAUUUACGCUCGAGCUACAACGCCAGUUUUUUUAAUGCGCCAAUUACGAUCGACAUCGUCGAGUAACGUAGAUUUGCAAACCAACUCGUCUUUUUUUUCUUCACGAGACUGUUUACUUACUGACAUCUGAUAUUUCUCUUUACUUGCGCAAAAAUAUAAACGAGUCAUUUCAAAUUCGGACUUGUCGAAUUUUCCUUUGGCCACACACGCACAUGAUAGAACUGAUAGAUGAACUGAUAGCUAUCGAAUCGAUUGCAACACUGUUUCGCGCUAAUCGUGAUUAACUAAAUUUUUUUCUUACUCAUAUCGCGGCGAGAAGGGCUGUGAUCUAGAAAGAUGUGGAGAAUUACUGAUCGUAAUUGGCCGCUAGUCGGAGUUAUCGAAACGAUCGAUCUCGAGAUCAGGUCAGUGCAAUAUCAAGUGUUGAAUGAUAAUAACGAUUUUUAACUAAUCGUACAUCUCUGGAUCUUCAUAUGUUUAUAACGUAAUUGUUUUUAAUGGUUAUCGACCUUUUUUUUUUUUUAAUAAAUUCGAUCGUGUAUGUCUGAUUUCUGAUUCAGUAAUUCGCGCAGCGCAUCAACAGUAUCUAAGAGUACAAUGUUAAAAAGUAUUAAGUACCAAAGAAGUUAUACGGAUUGUAAAGCGAUUGCAACUUCAAUUGCAACUUGUAAAUUCCCUCCAGGUGUGCUGUGACCUUAAAUACGUUUCAGUCCGUCGCGUAAUGUAAAAAGAAAAAAAAGCUGUCAAAUGUGGAUAUUAAAAACAAGGCAGCGUCUAAUAUACCUACUAUUUUUUUUACCAUAAAAAGAGCGAGAGAAGGAAAAAAGCGACGGUAAUAUAUCGCGUAACAUGACGGAACGCAGUAUUCUUUCCUUGUACUCUUAGAUAGAAAAUUGUUUAUUGCACGACGAACACACACAAUAUAAGUAUCGUUUCUCUACUCGUCCUAGGUGAAAAGUGUUCUUCAUAAAGGCAUGAUUAAACUUGAUCGCUUAUCCUCAAAGUAAAUACUUAAUGUGUGUGAGAGUGAAUAUUUUUAUGAAUUUUAGACAUUUAAAGCAUUUGUAAUAGUUUAGCAAAUUUAGUUAGAUAAUGUUCUAUUCACAAUUUAUUCGAAACGAAACGAUGAGAUUAUUCGUCGCGAGGAGACUCACGAACGCUACUUUUCAUAAUGUUGUGCACUUUUCAUCCUGGACAUUGCGGAUGAAUGUAUGUUCAUUCAUUUCAAUAUUAUGAAUGUAGAUUACAAGAAUAAAAUCAGUUGAGGUAUUUUACAAAAA